Messenger RNA from Malassezia japonica, 423 nucleotides. It is a transcript of the gene snc1, whose product is annotated as synaptobrevin. The record is from RefSeq and is a predicted model, not a curated record. The coding region runs from base 1 to 423 and encodes 140 amino acids. Gene Ontology annotation, cellular component: plasma membrane; SNARE complex. Gene Ontology annotation, molecular function: syntaxin binding; SNAP receptor activity. Gene Ontology annotation, biological process: vesicle-mediated transport; vesicle fusion. Lineage: Eukaryota; Fungi; Basidiomycota; Malasseziomycetes; Malasseziales; Malasseziaceae. The transcript has a single exon.
AUGUCCGAGAACAACAGCCACUACGACCCUUACAUUCCGUCUGGCGGCGCCUCGUCCAACCCGACCGGUGGUACCGGUGCGGGCAACUCGCGUACCGCGCAGAUCCAGGCCCAGAUCGACGAGACGGUCGGUGUGAUGCGCGACAACAUCAACAAGGUGAACGAGCGAGGCGAGAACCUAAACAGCCUCCAGGACAAGACGGACAACCUCUCGGUGUCUGCGCAAGGAUUCCGCCGCGGUGCGAACCGCGUACGCAAGCAAAUGUGGUGGAAGGACAUGAAGAUGCGCAUGCUCAUCGUGGUGGGCAUCAUCGCUCUGCUCUGUAUCAUUAUUAUUCCUGCAGCGGUCAAGGGAACGGAGCACAAGAGCUCGAACGACAACACCUCCUCGUCGAGCCCUGCUGCGUCGAGCACGCAGGCGUAA